CGAUCCACUUUACACACUAAUAAUAUCAAGUACGCUGCCGCUGGUGCGGUCUGUCCAGUGAGAAGUCCGAGGUCGCCUCAUAAACAUCAAACAUAGUUUCAUAUCUCCGCUUGAUUUAUGUGUCACCAAGUUCGAGUCUCAAUUCCUGUUUAAAAUAACUAGUCGAUGCGUAUACAUCUACAUUCACGGUUCCACUGAACAAUAUUGUGAUGACGGAAGUGGCAGUUGCCGAUCUAGACACGUCUUACGUCACUCAGAGCGAUGGAGUCAUCCUCGCUGCACCUGUUAUUGAAAAUGAGACAGUGCGUGUAUUUCCCUGUCCCAACACAACGUAUGGGUGUACCUUCUCGGGUGCCGAUGAGAACAUUUUGAGCGACCAUCUUGAGAACGCGUGUCAGAAACAACAAUUGCUGCUGUUCAUCGAAGAACGUGAGGAGAAUCUAAACCAGCUGAAGGCUGAGCUACGAUUUAGAGACGAAGAGUUGAUAAACCUGAAGUUGGUUCUUUUCGGAAAUGUUGAGAAGGACAGACCUCAGCAUCAAAUUGACGAAGAAAAUGCUAUCGCUGCGAAAUUGACUGCUAACAGCACUAAAUCAUCCCCGCCUACUGUGCUGUUUUUCAAAAACAUCAAAGACAAAAUUGAGGCGCACAAGAGUAAGAAAGCGGCGCAGAAGGAAGAGGAAGCGCGAAAUGCGGCUGAGAUCAUUGCAGCUCCCAUUGAUAGCAGGCAGCCGUUAAAGAACAGAACGAGUUUACUAGAUAUGAUGAAGUUGAAGUCAUCCCCUCAAAGGAAAGAUAGCAAUUCCGAUACCGUCUCGAUAAGAAGUUCGCAGGAGGAUAACUUCGUCACAUGAUUGUCGACGAGUCUACUAUACUUUAUUUAUUUUAAAUGAGUGGCUACGACACCAACCUACCGGUACAAACCGAGACACGGCGUCAAAUUGCGCGAGAGUUGUAUCCGAGCAACAUAUUCGAUGCAGAUUGGAGAACGCUCAUGGGUGUUCCAAUUGGCACUAGUUUGAGUGAGACAAAAUCGUACAGAGUGCAGCCCGUGCCAGAGCAUUGCGUAUUUCAAGCAGUAUCUCAACAGUUGAGUCCGGUUAUUGGAUUUGGGUUUCCGGAACGAUAAAUACGCGGGCUGUCAAUUAAACCACAUCUUAACUUCAGCAGCACAACAAGCCUAUGUUUUUCUUUCUGAUUAGUUUACAGGUAUACAAGUUUGAAAGAUCUGCUUUUAAUUUUAUGACAGGCCUGGAUUAUUCGUCAUGGGCUGGACUAUUCACAGAGGCUGCAGUUCGCUAUGAAUGGUAUAGGAUAAUUCAUGAGGCCAACGAUUCAAUAACGGUAAUAUUUAAGUUUAAUCGAGAGUUAAAAAUAUAUGUAUUGGAAAAGUACAUA
Messenger RNA from Sphaeroforma arctica JP610, 1398 nucleotides. RefSeq lists its product as hypothetical. The record is from RefSeq and is a predicted model, not a curated record. The coding region runs from base 210 to 854 and encodes 214 amino acids. The transcript has 5 exons. NCBI's taxonomy places the organism in Eukaryota, Ichthyosporea, Ichthyophonida.